AUGGCAGCUUGUACAGUCCGGAGUACGGCCACACACAAUAUGAAGGAGAACAGUAAGCUCCUCAGCCCAGCCAGUGUUAAAGUUAACCAGCCCAUGGCCACACACUAUGAGUCCUUCUGCGGCUGCUACACCUCUGCUGUGCACAUCCUGCUGAUCACACAGGGACAAGGCCUACACAAUCCCCGGUCUUGCCAGGCAGCUUUCCCACUCCGAGCUCCACGGACUCACGCUCAGCUCGCCUUCCAGUUCCGGCUUUCAGCUGCUGGUGUGACGUGGAGGCAUGGAACGCGUCGUAGCCAAUCACAGCGGCGAUGGCCCGGUGACAUCACGGGUUUGACGUGGACCCGGAGAUCCGGUGAAGUAAGGGCAGAGGGGGACUGCUUCGCUUGCCAGUCACGUGACAGGCAGUCUCAGUGCCUGGCAGGUCACAGCAGGGAUUCCAACCCACGCCCACCGUGUUGUCAUACAGAUACAUGGAAAGUGAUGCCGUGUAAAUACCCCUGCAGACAGGGACUUUAA
Molecule: messenger RNA, 519 nt
Organism: Pelobates cultripes (western spadefoot toad)
Lineage: Eukaryota; Metazoa; Chordata; Amphibia; Anura; Pelobatidae
Source: the annotation of a GenBank genome assembly